AUGUUUGGUGUCCCCUCCACGGUUACGACUGAUCGUAAUGCCCAGUUUGAGUCUGAACUCUUCCAAACGCUCCUCUACUUUUCUUGGCUGCACGCGCAUUCAGACCCAGCUGCCAACGGUAUGGUUGAGCGUCUUCAUCGUCAGCUAAAGACCGCCUUGCGUGCCGCAAAAGGACCAGGAAACUGGUCAGACCACCUCCCUCUUGCACUCCUCGACAUUCGCGCGGCUCUGAACUCGGAUAUGGGCUGUAGCGCAGCUGAACUAGUUUUCGACAAUACCCUCCGACUGACAGGCAAGAUGGUCACCCAAACCUUUCGUGAUAGCGACGAGACCCCUGACAAUUUUGUGCACCGUCUGCAGCAAUUCAUGCGCUUGCUUUCCCCGGUACCACCUGGAACUCCAACAAUCGAGUCUUAUGUCGAAAAAGGUUUGGAAAACUGCACUAAUAUGUUCAUCCGGUGUGACCGUGUGCACCAGCUGCUGGAAUCACCAAAUGAAGGACCGUCCCAUGUGCUCGCACGCAACACCAAGACCUGCCGGAUCCUUCACGGUGACAAGAAGGACGUAGUCAGUGUCGACCGGGUCAAGGCUGCUGUUCUGGAGGAGCCGCCGGACCUACCAUGA
This is a messenger RNA of Spirometra erinaceieuropaei, 624 nucleotides long. The record is from the annotation of a GenBank genome assembly. NCBI's taxonomy places the organism in Eukaryota, Metazoa, Platyhelminthes, Cestoda, Diphyllobothriidea, Diphyllobothriidae.